AUGUGGUUACGGAUGGCCAACGUCAUGGGCCAGCUUGGACCAGCAGCUAAAGACGCACCCAUGACGCCAAGCUUGCGACAACAGAAGGCUGACAUAAGGAAGGACCCGACUCGGGACAUCUGCGCCGACGGUUCCGGAAGGGUCCCCGCCUGUACCAGCCUCGAUGAUCAAUGUUCUCUCGCCUUCUUGACGGUUGUUUCGUUCAGAGAUUGGAGUCAUUGCUACGAAUUUGCCCAAUUUCGGAAAGUGGAUUGCAUGCCAUACGGAGCUGCUGGUCGCCAGCGAGUUUGGUACGCGAAAAAACACGGGGCAAUUGACCGACGCGAGUCCUCAACAGCCCCUCUCCCCCCGGGCAACAAGUCGCUUUGCCUUAGUCAGAAAACAAACUCCAAGCCGCCAACACCUGCAAUGCUUGUCAUCUACACCACCGAGUCUGCAAUCACCAACCUCCUCCCCGUUCCGGGCCAAAAAUAG
Messenger RNA from Colletotrichum lupini, 474 nucleotides. RefSeq lists its product as uncharacterized. Bases 1 to 474 code for a protein of 157 amino acids. The transcript is spliced from 4 exons. The record is from RefSeq and is a predicted model, not a curated record. Lineage: Eukaryota; Fungi; Ascomycota; Sordariomycetes; Glomerellales; Glomerellaceae.